GCUGAGCUGCAUGGUGUCCGAGUGGACAAGACGUGCUCCUCGGUGUGUUGGUCGUCAAUUGCCGCACACAAGGCGGGACCCGGAGGUUCCGCGAGCGCGCGUCCGUCUCGGUUUGGUCGGCCUGGGCAUCGUAAGUCCAGUAUGGCAGUUGCCCACGUCUAACCGUAACAGGACCACCCCCGUCGUCUGGCGCCUCCCCGCGCCAUCAACGCCAAGGACGACUACCCUCAGGCCGCUGGCCUUAAACGCUAAGGAGGGCCUCUCUCGGCGAGCCCAAAUCGGUGGACUCCGGGGCUUGCCGAUUCGACAAGGAGAGAAGACACCUGCCCGUUACGAAGCCAGCAACGCCUGCUGGUCGUCCAUCCACAUCCGGCACGGAAGCCGAAGCCGAAGACGGCCCGAAGGCCGCAGUACGAAGCUGCGUCCGGCGACGAAGACCGGAGAUCGCAGCUGGGGAACAACCACCAUCGCCGAAGCCAGCAAGCCAAGAACCCCCAACCGUGGGACGGAACGAAGCCGCAGAGUGGUAGCGCCGAAGCUCCUCUGCCGGCGAACAUCCGGCGAGAUCCAGCUGAGCUGCAUGGUAAGGUUGCCCCUGAACUACCCACACCAAACACCCCCACACCCACAUUCACACGAUCCCGCAAUAAAGUUCUGUUGUUGA
This is a messenger RNA of Culex quinquefasciatus (southern house mosquito), 664 nucleotides long. RefSeq lists its product as uncharacterized. The transcript is spliced from 2 exons. Bases 11 to 664 code for a protein of 217 amino acids. Lineage: Eukaryota; Metazoa; Arthropoda; Insecta; Diptera; Culicidae. The record is from RefSeq and is a predicted model, not a curated record.